AUGAAGGGACUAGCAGUGGAUUUCUCUUUUGCGCUUCUUCUCCUGGUGGAUUUGGUUCUUGGUCUCGCCGUGCAGCCCUUCCCAAGGAUGCACCCUGACGCACUGCUCCGUGAGAUGGGCUCCAGACGACGCCCCGUGCAGCGGCAGCAGACCAGCAGGCUGCCCCUCUACAUGAUGCAGCUCUACCGGACUAUGCUGACCGAGGACCGGGCCAGGACUCCGGCUGCCAGCGUGAGCCAAGCCUGGACCAAGGACGAUCAGGGUCUGCACGACUCUGACUCUGUGAUCAGCCUAGUCGCUAAAAGCUGCCAUCAGAUUGGCAAGAGGUGGUCCGUCACCUUUGAUGUGUCCUCCAUGUCUGCAAGCGACAACGUCCAGCUGGCUGAACUUCGCAUCCGCCUACCUGCCUUCACCGAGUCUUCCCAAGCCUCAGUGGACAUCUACCUCUCCCAGAGGGACCAGUGUGCCGACACACACUGCCCAGAGAGCAGGCUGUUCCUGGGCCACCUGAGAGCUCAUCCCAGUUCGAUGGUCUCUCCCUCCUCCUGGAAGGUGUUCAACAUGACAGAGAUGCUCCGCCGCUGGCUGCAGCAGGAACACCCCACGCAGAGGAUGGAGGAGGAUGAGGCUGAGGUGAGAGAGGAGGAAGAUCAGGAGGCAGUCCAGCACCCUACAGCUGACCGGGUCAUGAUGGUGGUCUUCUCGAGGCAGAGCCCUAACAGCCAGCGUAUGCCAACACUCAUUCACACAGCAGAGCACUCCAAGUACGUGAGCCUGGACAGGGAGCGAGUGACGGCUGGUUCGGGCCCCAGGACGAGGAGCCACAGGGCCAAGAGGCACCACGAGACCCGGCAGCCAAGACGGAGGGUAGCCGGAGCUGCUCCUGCUGACAAGCCCACAGAGGAGGAGGGGAAGAAGGGUCCUCUCUGCAGGAAGGUGGACAUGUGGGUGGACUUUGAGAAGCUUGGCUGGAGUGAGUGGAUUGUUUAUCCAAAACGCUACAACGCCUACCGCUGUGAAGGGAGCUGUCCUACACCAGUAGAUGAGACCUUCACCCCAACCAACCAUGCAUUCAUGCAGAGCCUACUGAAGCUUCACCACCCUGACAAGGUGCCAUGUGUGUCCUGUGUGCCGACACGCCUGGCGCCGCUUUCCAUGUUGUACUACGAGAACGGAAAGAUGGUCAUGAGGCAUCACGAGAACAUGGUGGUGGAGGAGUGCGGCUGCCACUGA
Molecule: messenger RNA, 1233 nt
Organism: Toxotes jaculatrix (banded archerfish)
Lineage: Eukaryota; Metazoa; Chordata; Actinopteri; Toxotidae
Product: nodal homolog 2-A-like
Exons: 3
Coding region: 1-1233 (410 amino acids)
Biological process (GO): SMAD protein signal transduction; BMP signaling pathway
Cellular component (GO): extracellular region
Molecular function (GO): type I activin receptor binding; cytokine activity; growth factor activity
Source: RefSeq, a predicted model, not a curated record